This is a messenger RNA of Cornus florida, 936 nucleotides long. RefSeq lists its product as uncharacterized. The transcript is spliced from 2 exons. The coding region runs from base 1 to 936 and encodes 311 amino acids. NCBI's taxonomy places the organism in Eukaryota, Viridiplantae, Streptophyta, Magnoliopsida, Cornales, Cornaceae. The record is from RefSeq and is a predicted model, not a curated record.
AUGCAGAUUCAGGAUGAUCCCUCCCUGAAGUGGCCAUCGAAGCUGAAAUCUGAUCCCUCAAGAAGGACUCGAGACAAAUAUUGCAGGUUCCAUAGAGAUUAUGGGCAUAUCACGGAGGAUUGGAGGCGAGAUAAUCAUGCACCAAAACAACAACCAGUAGGUGAGAUCAGAGUCAUAUCCGGAGGGUAUGCAGGAGGAGGUGAAACAGCUACGGCCCAAAAAACUUAUGCAAGAAGAGCAAUAGCAGAGGUGAAUGAGGUGGGAAUGUUCAACUCUCCAUCAAAAACACUAAGGUAUGCUGAUACUACCAUUAUGUUUUCAGAGGCUGAUGCUAAAGGGAUCCAGCAACCCCAUGAUGAUCCUCUAGUUGUCUCCAUGGUCGUAGCUAACUACACCAUAACGCGUAUACUUAUUGACAAUGGGAGUUCAGCUGAUAUAAUAUUUUCCCAUGUAUUCGACCAAAUGAUGAUAGGCCGGGAAAGGUUACGACCCAUGACUUCUCCUCUCGUGGGGUUUUCAGGAGAUAAGGUGUAUCCAUUGGGAGCAGUUACCCUUCCAGUGACUGCAGGAACCAGCCUAAAGCAGGUCACUUUUAUGGUUGAUUUUAUAGUGGUGGAUUGCCCUUCAGCGUAUAACGUUAUUCUUGGGAGGACAGCCCUAAACUCUAUUAGAGCCAUUACUUCAACUUACCACCUUCUCAUGUGUUUCCUAACAGAGCAUGGGGUGGGUGAGUUGAGGGGUGACCAAGCCACCGCUCGGGAAUGCUAUCUCACUUCUCUCAGAGAAAAGAUGUCCCAGGAAACUAUAAUAAUUGAAGGGUUAGAGGUAAGAGGCCAGAAGGAGGUAGAAAAGCAGAAAGUUCGACGAGCUGAACCGAUGGAAGACCUACUGGAGGUGAGCUUGGAUGAUGAGGCUAAGAAGAAAGUGAGCAUAUGA